AUGAAGUCUAACAACAUCUGCUUCAGGUGUGGCCAUAAUAACUGUAUCUCAGGCAAGCCACCUUAUGACCACAGUAAGUGCCAGUUCAGGUCACCAUGUCGAGUCCAGAUGUGUGGUAGUGAUGAGCACUUUCCCGCCAUUUGUACCAAAGCCCAUGAUGAUGCCAGAUAUCAGAGUCGAAGAGUCAGUGCUAAUCAAGAAGACAUUUUGAGACCCAUGCAAUCCAACAGCUCAGUUCAAUCUUCUACAAGCACAGAAGUAGGGAAACCGCAGGCUACCUUACCAACUGUGAUGGGUUUUCUGCGAUGUGGUAACAAACGACACCCUGUACGCAUCCUGAUAGAUGGGGGUAGUCAGGCCACCCUCGUAAGAACAGGAAUCUUUCCCAGAAUUGAUGGCGACUGUUACCAGGACCAUGACCUGAGCCUUGUAGGUGGAAGCAUCAUCAAACGCAAGCUGAGGAUCCUGGCAUGUGAAAUCGAGGAUAGCCAAGGAAAUUGUUCAUGUCCCUUGAGAGCCAUUGAGAUCGAGAAACCCUGUGGAGAUAUACCUGUCAUUACUCCUGAGCAGCUGAAAUCCUAUGACCACUUGACAGGUGUAAAUAUUGAUGAAGCCUCAUCACCAGUAAUUGAUAUAUUACUUGGAGUGGACAAUACUCACCUUAUGGUCUGGGAGGAAUAUAUCAGAGGAGGCAGACCCGAUGAACCAGUUGCGGUAAGAUGUCCCCUAGGUUGGUUUAUUCAAGGAGGUCCAUCUAACACAGCACCACUUCUUAACUACGUUAACGUGGUCGCUUCAGGAUCCCUAGAGGAGUUCAUUGGACUCGAGACGGCUGGCUUGGAACCCAGGAAAUGCAAGUGCAUUUCUGAUGAUGAGAAAGGAGCUACUGAAUCCAUGAUGAAGAGUGUCAAUCAACUACCAGAUGGUUCUUAUGAGAUCCGCUUACCCUGGAAGCGAUCUCCAGAAGGGUUACCAGAUAACUAUGAGUACGCUGUAAAGAGACAGAAGAGCCUUGAGAACCAGUUCAGAAAUCGCCCAAAGGAGUGGGAGGUCUACUGUCGGCAAAUGAAGGAUCAACUGGAAAGGGGUGUCUCUCGGCUAGUGACGCAGGAUGAGUUGCAACAAGACAGGGAAACAGGGAACAAGAUGUGGUUCCUUCCACACUUCGCAGUUGUCAAAGACUCAAAAACCACUCCAGUCCGUGUUGUAUAUGACGGUAAGGCGAAAUUUCAAGGACAUUCCCUGAAUGAUUAUCUUAUCAAAGGAGAGAACGUCAACUCAAAUCUGUUUGAGGUAGCCCUCCGGUUCCGUGAAAAUGAAGUGGGCGUGAUCGCUGACAUUUCAAAGAUGUUCCAGGCGAUCAAGAUUCCCCCAGAUGAUGCUAGAUUCCACAGAUUUGUGUUUAGAGAAAAUCCAAAUCACCCAAUGCAAGUUUAUGAACUGAGGACCGUUACAUUUGGGGACAAGCCCUCCCCUACUGCAGCAAUAGUCACUCUCAGACAUGUGGCUAGUGAACAUGCACCGGAUGAUGACAAACUACAGAAAGUAAUCACGGAGCAAUUCUAUAUGGACGACCUGAAUGAGUCAGUCAGGAACACUGAGGAAGCUCUGGAGCUGAAGUAUAAAUUGACGGACACGCUGAAGAAGGGAAACUUCAACAUAAGGAAGUGGCAAUCUAAUGUCAAAAAAUGUGAUGAGACAGAAAACACUGAAACUGCUACAGUUCUUGGAACCAGUUGGGAUCUAUCUAAGGAUACACUGAGCGUGAAGAAGGUCAAACCCUCUGACGAUACUACCCUGACCAAACGGAAGAUUCUUGCUCAAACGGCAUCCUAUUACGAUGUUUUUGGAAUGCUUUCUGGUCUGUUGGUACGCCCCAAGAUUCUUCUUCAAAUGUUAUGGCAAAUAGACCUUGACUGGGACUCCCCAAUUGACAAAGGCAGUGAAUUGUAUGCCAUGAUGAGUAAGAUUAACAGAGACCUUGACAAAAUGGAUGGCAUUGAGAUUCCAAGAUGUCUGAUACCGGAGCCUUACAGGGGAAAGAGACCUCUACCUACAUCAUAUAUGCAUGGUUUUAGCGAUGCAUCGGAGGACGCUAUGGGUUUCGCAGUUUGGCUGAGAUGGUCCCAUACUGACAGUCAACAAGCUCAUUUAUCCUUUGUCUGUGCCAGGUCUAGGGUGACGCCACUAAAUCAAACAAGUAUGCCUCGGAAGGAGUUACAAGCUCUUCUCCUUCUAUCCAGAUUGAUGUACACCAUCCGAAGUGCUCUACGCCUCAACAUAGAAGGAUGGAAGAUAUGGACAGACAGCAUGACGGUGAUAAGUUGGCUAAGAGGACAAUCGAAAACCUUCCGCUCAUAUGUUGUCCAUCGAGUUGGUGAGAUCACUUCUGAAUUUGACCCCUACAGUGAUAUCGCCUACGUUCCCACAGAUGAAAAUGCAGCUGAUCUCAUUUCUAGAGGAGGCGAUGUCACAGACAUGCAGGAGGUCAUUGAUGGACCAGGAUUCUUGAGAUUACCUCCUCAAUCAUGGCCGAAGACACCUGAAAACAUUCCCGUCAAACCAGGAGAUCCUGAACGGAAGAAAUUUCACUCCCGAAACAGCAAGACUUUCGCAUUAUCUGUGAAUGCUGUGUCCAAGAAUUCUCCAAUUGUUGAUGCAACCAAAUUCUCUAGUUGGUCUAGACUCCAGAUGGUCACGGCCAGGGUGUUAUCCAUCAAGGAGCUUCCACUGAAUCAAUGGCUGAAGCAACUCAUCCGGCAGAUCUCUGAAUGGCCAUCCCAAAGAAUGAUCAAGGAAGCAGAGCUAUAUUGGGUCAGGCAAGCACAGAAAGGGAUAGAUUUCCAAGAUCCCAAUAUACAGAAACUCAGUCCAUUCUUUGAUGAGGACCAACAGGUGUAUCGUGUUGGCGGACGUCUUGGUAGGGCCCCUUUGUCGUAUGAUGUUCGCCAUCCUUAUCUUCUGCCAAAGAAUAGCCACAUUAGCUUCCUCCUUGUACGUGAUAGACAUCUACAUGCCCUUCAUGGUGCCAUGGUGGUCAUUUGCGGACUGCGAAUGAGGUCAGGAAGAGGUAUUGGAUAG
This is a messenger RNA of Lytechinus pictus (painted urchin), 3081 nucleotides long. RefSeq lists its product as uncharacterized. Bases 1 to 3081 code for a protein of 1026 amino acids. Lineage: Eukaryota; Metazoa; Echinodermata; Echinoidea; Temnopleuroida; Toxopneustidae. The record is from RefSeq and is a predicted model, not a curated record. The transcript has a single exon.